GUCCACAUGACAAGUCCCUAUGCUACAUCGGUGGAGAAACCCAUAUGAUCGUUAUCGACCGCCACACCUCCCUUUCCAACCUCCACCACCGCUUCUCGAAAACCCUGUUAAACAACCAGCCCUUCACGUUGAAAUACCAGCUCCCGAAUGAAGAUCUAGACUCGUUAAUCUCUGUCGCUUCAGAUGAAGACCUUGAGAACAUGGUUGACGAGUACGACCGUUUGAAUAACAGAAAUAGUAGUUUGAAAAAAUCAGGCCGUCUUCGUUUGUUUUUGUUUCCAAAAUCUUCAAGUAUUGAGCAAUUGCUGAGAGAGACCUCUUCGACUAAGUCAGAAGGCUGGUUUCUAAAUGUACUGAAUGAGAAAGUUGCUAAUUUAUCUACUGGUGUGAGUGACCUGGGGUUUUCAGAUUCAUCUUUUAUCAAUUAUCUACUUGGACUUGACGAUGACUUUGGUGGAAAGGCUGCCUCCACAGGAACUGAUUUAGAAGCCCAAUUGGAGGGAUCAAAGAACUGUUUGAACAAUACCGGUAAUGAAGAUGUGCAUUCGGUCCCUGAUUCUCCAAUGGUGGAGACCUCGUCUUCAUUUGGAUCGACAACCAGUUCGCCUUCUGUAGCGAACCUGCCGCCCAUAAGAUUGCCCAGUGAGGGGAAUCAGAAGUUUGGAGUUGAAGAGCGGUUUCAGCAGAUGAAUCCUGAGGUCGUGGGUGGUGUUGCUUUGCAGCAGAAACAGGAGAUUGGAGGUUUUUUUGCCCCCGUUUCAGGUUCUACGAAUCCGGUCUUUUCAGGUGACGAGGGGUUGGAUCAUGGUGGCAAUAGAAAGCCUGAACAAGCACAACAACAGGUGCAGGUUCAGUUUCAGCUGAAACAAGGAAGUGCUCUAGAGUUUUAUUCCCCUGAAUCAGUUUCAAGUGAGGGAAGUGCAACAAAUCCAUUGUCUAUUCAGAGACAGACCUUUUAUCAAGAACCACUUGUUCAAAUUCAAUCUGUAAACAGUAGGGGUUCUGUUAGUCAAGUUGAUCCGAAGACAUGGGAUCAAAACACUAGGAGUGUUCCAAUGCAAUCACAAGUUCAGGAAUCGAGUUAUGUAUCAUCUGGCCAGUUUGACAAAAAUCAUCCUCCAUUGAAACAGCAACGACAGUUUGUUCCCAUCGGGGCAACACCAAUUACUUCAUAUCAUGCAAUGCACUCUUCCCAGCAACGACACCAUUCUCACUAUCCUGGACUUGAGCAGCAAUACCCCGUUUACUUUCUGCCUGCUAGACCAAGCCAACUCUAUAAUAUGCCCGUGCAACACCAACCAAAUUAUGAUGAAUCGGCACCAGCUUCAGCUUCAGAGUCUAGCAAUCAGGCAAGGAACGUUCCUGCCUCAAAACCUGAAAUGGCCGCAGGCGUUUACAGAGCAGCAGCUCCACAAUUUUUCCAGGUUCCUUCCAGCCAGCACCAAACACAAUAUGUUGCCUUCACUCAAAUUCAUCAUCCAUCUCAGUCAGUGGCUGCCCCUUCAGCUGCCAAUACUAGUUAUGCUUAUGAAUUUGCUGAUCCUACACGAUCUCAAUUAUAUUAUACAAAGCCUCAGCAUACCCAAUUGGCUUCUCAUAAUCAAACCAUAACAAACCACAACAGCAACCCCGAAAGUUGAAUUACCUGAAACUUCCACUCAGGUUCCCACAGAGAACAUUAAGCAGCAAAUUAGAACUUCUCUGCCAUGACAGGAACUUUUUUUUUGCAGCAAGGGAUUUGGUUUAUGUUUGAUUAAUGUUAUAUUAUAGUGUGUGCCUUGUUAUUCUUAUUUGUUUUUCGUGUUUUUGUUAUACUUAAUAAGAGAAUCAGCUCAUUUUCCUUUGUUUCAUCAUGUGUGACAUAUUGAUGAUAGUUUACAACUAAGUUUGUAAAAGCUCAACCUCACACAUUUGAUGUUACAUGUUUAGUCUAAAUAUCAGUUAUUGAAUAAAUUUAAUAAAGUGCA
Molecule: messenger RNA, 1967 nt
Organism: Olea europaea var. sylvestris
Lineage: Eukaryota; Viridiplantae; Streptophyta; Magnoliopsida; Lamiales; Oleaceae
Exons: 2
Coding region: 45-1640 (531 amino acids)
Molecular function (GO): protein binding
Source: RefSeq, a predicted model, not a curated record